Molecule: messenger RNA, 849 nt
Organism: Rhipicephalus microplus (southern cattle tick)
Lineage: Eukaryota; Metazoa; Arthropoda; Arachnida; Ixodida; Ixodidae
Product: MAM and LDL-receptor class A domain-containing protein 1
Cellular component (GO): membrane
Molecular function (GO): protein binding
Source: RefSeq, a predicted model, not a curated record
CUAAUACAGACAGCCCAGCUACGUCACAUGUGACCGAGCCGAUGCCUUCAAAGCAACCAGCACCACCAGAAGUCGUCACCUGGCAAUCUAAGACGACUGCAGCUCCCGCGACAACAGAGCCGUUGCCUCCAGUGGUGUGCAAACGGGGAGAGUUCAAAUGCCGGACAGAAAACACUUGCAUUCCGGGUUCACUGCUCUGCGACGGGGUUUAUGACUGCCUGGAUGGACUUGACGAGAAGUGCGGAAGCGGAGCACAAUGCAAAGAAAACGAAUUUUUCUGUGUUACUCGUACUCCAAGUGCUUGCCUGCCACGUUCUCUGCUGUGCGAUGACCAGGAAGACUGUGUUGGUGGUUCAGAUGAAGCCCUGUGUGGAGCGUGCCCAGCGUAUUUCUGCCAGAAUGCUGGUACAUGCCGAUGGACAGCAUUGUCUCGUAGCCCCAGGUGUGAAUGUCCCCGAGGCUACAAGGGUGUGCGCUGUCAGACGACAGCCGAAAUCAAAGCAUUAGAGAACAAGCUUACAGCAAAAGCAUCCGGAUCUGCUGGAGCUGUUGCCACUGGUGUUAUAGUCGUAUUUGCUAUAGUUAUCAUAGGCGUAGUGGCAGCAAUCGUCAUCAUGAGAAAGCGACGAAUAGCGAGGAAAUCUCCGGUGUACAUCGACAAUCCAUCAUACGAUGCUUCAACUGAUGAAAUAAGACUUGUGAACUGAUGGACUACACCCGAGUAUACAGAGCCAACUUGCAUGCUACUCUAAAAAUGAAGAAAAGAAUACUUCGAAUUCGAAUUAUUUGUACUGUAUUAUACCGAGUUUCUUUAUAGUGAGAAUAAAAUAAAUUGAACAGUUAAACCAA